CGGAGUCUUAUGAAUAUAAUCAUAAAGAGAUCGAGAAGGAAAGCGAGAGAAAGCGAGAGAAAAUAAAGAAAAGGAAAUUUUCCCUGAAAAACAAUGGAGAAAAGGAAAACCAAAAGGGUUCAGAAAGAAGCACAUGACUUGGCCGGUUUGUGCGGGGUUUGUUGAGAGUUAUUUAAUUUUUGUUCCACCCUUUUCUCCGCCCGUGAUUCUUGCUCUCUUAAGGGUUUACAGUGCUAAUGCGUAGUGGUUUGUGAAAUUCAUGCUGGUGGUGUGGUCUUACCAUUGAGUGGCGAAAAUUGGGGUGCGUAAAAAUUGGUGUGGCGGAGAGGUUCGAUGAAGCGGCAAUGAGGUGUGCGGCGGGGAAAUGGAGGUUAGAUCGGAGAAUGUACAGGUGCGGUGCGAUAAGCUACCGGCUCCGGUGAUUCCGAGGACGCGAUUGCAGGUGUGGUUCAUACGCGUCUGCUCGAGCAUUGUGCUCUGGACGUGCUUGGUUCAGCUGGCGGCGGUCGGGGAGCUAUGGCAUCCGCAUUUGCUGGCCGGGAUUACCAAUCGGAUGACGCAGGUUGCUCAGCUUCGUGCCGAACAGGUGCAAUCGCCGCCACCUUUUCUUCCCGCAAGAAAGUAUAAAAGUAAUGGUUAUCUAAGAGUGUCCUGCAAUGGAGGCCUGAAUCAAAUGCGUGCAGCGAUAUGUGAUAUGGUGACUGUUGCUCGGCUUUUGAAUCUCACUUUGGUUGUUCCAGAGCUCGACAAGAUGUCUUUCUGGGCUGACCCUAGUAAUUUUGAGGACAUCUUUGAUGUGAGACAUUUCAUUAAUUCACUAAGAGAUGAAGUUCGAAUCAUAAAAAGGGUGCCAAAGAGGUUUAAUAGGAAACAUGGACUCAUUCCACUCAAGAUGCCUCCCGUUAGCUGGUCAAAUGAAAAAUACUACUUACAACAGAUUCUUCCACUUUUUGGCAAGUAUAAGGUGUUGCACUUCAACAAAACGGAUGCACGUUUGGCAAACAACGGGAUCCCACCUGAUCUUCAGAAACUCAGGUGUCGUGUUAAUUUCCAGGCACUGAAAUUUACUCCUCAGAUUGAGACUUUGGGAUACAAAUUGGUUCGUAUGCUUCAAGAAAAGGGACCUUUCGUGGCUCUGCAUCUUAGAUAUGAGAUGGACAUGUUGGCUUUCUCAGGUUGCACUCAUGGCUGCACCAAGGAAGAAGCUGAGGACCUCAAGCGGAUGAGAUAUGCUUACCCUUGGUGGAGAGAGAAAGAGAUAGUGUCGGAAGCGAGAAGAUCACAAGGUUUGUGUCCUCUGACACCAGAGGAGAUAGCGUUAGUUUUACAGGCAUUGGGUUUCGGUAAGGACACACAGAUUUAUAUUGCAGCUGGUGAGAUUUAUGGCAGUGAACGGAGGCUUGUGGCGCUAAGAGCUGCAUUUCCGCAGAUUGUGAAAAAAGAAAUGUUGCUAGCCCCAGAGGAGUUGCAACAAUUCCAGAAUCAUUCAUCACAAAUGGCAGCUUUAGAUUUUAUGGUUUCGGUAGCAAGUAGCACUUUUAUUCCCACCUAUGAUGGAAACAUGGCAAAAGUUGUGGAAGGUCACCGCAGGUAUCUCGGGUUUAAAAAGACCAUCCUAUUGGAUCGGAAAAGGCUUGUAGACUUGCUGGACAUGCAUCAGAAUAGAACACUUUCAUGGACUGAGUUUGUAGUUGCUGUGCGGUUGGCUCAUGAGAAAAGAAUGGGACAGCCAAUGCGUCGAAAGGUUAUUAUCGACAAGCCGAAGGAGGAAGAUUACUUCUAUGCAAAUCCGCAGGAGUGCCUUUGCAAGGGUACAAAUUGUGAUGACUUGCUAGGCCCUGGCAACUCAAGUAGAAUAAGGUGACUGCAAUCGUUCAACAUAGAGAGAUAGAUCAGAUUAUCUUGGACAUUGAUUAAACCACGGUAUUUUUCAGAGAGAAUAUGGUGAGCGUUACAUUCAUAAGAGAAGGCAUUUUAAAAUGCCCAUGCAUACCCCACGGGCCCCACCCCACUGAUAAGGAGAGUUUUGC
Juglans microcarpa x Juglans regia is the source of this 2030-nucleotide messenger RNA. RefSeq names its product rhamnogalacturonan I rhamnosyltransferase 1-like. The transcript is spliced from 9 exons. Gene Ontology annotation, cellular component: chloroplast; cytoplasm. Bases 365 to 1864 code for a protein of 499 amino acids. The record is from RefSeq and is a predicted model, not a curated record. Lineage: Eukaryota; Viridiplantae; Streptophyta; Magnoliopsida; Fagales; Juglandaceae.